UUUCCGUGUUGAUUCAAACUCUGCUAAAAAUAUUAAUGAGUCAGAGUGACGUAUAUAAAGUACGUAGAGUCAUUUUUUAUUUGAGAAUCAUCUUUUUUAACAUCAUCAUUCUCUUUGGUAUCAUGCCCGACUUCCUCUCAUUUUACCCUAUCGGAAAGCAUCUGAACGAAAAUGAGCAUCACUGUUAUUAUAUUUUGGUUGGAUACGUCCUUUUCGUUGCUUGGCUUGGGCCAUCUUGGAUGAGGAACCGAAAACCAUUCAACUUAAAAAUACUGAUGAUCUUGUACAAUCUUUUUAUGUCCGCUUUCAAUUUAGUUUUGAUGUAUCAACUGUACACAAUUGUAACAGAUAACUGGGAUGUGAGAUGUCGCAGAGGUACUCCAGAAUAUCUCCAAACGGUUCAAAGUAAAAAGUCUGUGGCAUGGAAUUUAAUUUUUGAAAAAUACUUGUCAUUGUUAGAUACGAUUUUCUUCGUGCUACGCAAGAAGCAAAAUCAAAUAUCAUUUCUUCAUGUUUUCCAUCACACCUCUAUGUGUCUACUUGUUAUUUGGUUUACUACAGUUCCUGACCCAGCUUUCUUUAUCAUCGUCAACAUGCUUCUGAAUACGUUUGUGCACGUCGUUAUGUACUUUUAUUACGGCUUAUCAGCUUUCGGGAAGGCGAUCCAGAAAUAUUUGUGGUGGAAAAGAUAUCUCACACUUUUGCAAAUUGUACAGUUUCUACUGAUGAUUUCGUAUAUGGCGAUAUCCUUUGGGAAAGGUUGCGAGGAAGUAAAGACAUUGGAGGCUGUCUCUACUGUUUUUCUCAUCAGCAUUCUUGUGCUAUUCAUCAAUUUUUAUCAAAAUUCGUUCAAGAAAACGAAAGUUGAAUGAUAACAUUAAUAAAAAAGUUGUUCAAUUAAAUCAAUCACUCAUAAAAAACUUAUUUAUUUUUUUAAAUAAAUUUCUUGUAGAUAUA
Molecule: messenger RNA, 957 nt
Organism: Argiope bruennichi
Lineage: Eukaryota; Metazoa; Arthropoda; Arachnida; Araneae; Araneidae
Product: elongation of very long chain fatty acids protein 4-like
Exons: 7
Coding region: 36-872 (278 amino acids)
Biological process (GO): fatty acid elongation, polyunsaturated fatty acid; sphingolipid biosynthetic process; fatty acid elongation, monounsaturated fatty acid
Cellular component (GO): endoplasmic reticulum membrane
Molecular function (GO): fatty acid elongase activity
Source: RefSeq, a predicted model, not a curated record